AUAUUUUAGAAGACCCUACAACGUGAAAAAUAAAAAAAAAAUUUAAUUAUGUAUAAUUUAAUUGUGGAUAAGUUUAUAGUUGGUGAUUAACUAACUAUUUAUCUGUAUAUAGAGGUUAAAAUUAGUGCUAUUUGUGUUUACAAACAUUGCGUGAAAAUCUUUUUAAUUGCGUGAAAAUCUUUUUAGUCAUUAAUUAAAAAAUAAAUUAAAAACAUGUGCACGUGUCUAUUAAAAAGAAGAAUUAUAGUAAUGACUCUGGAAAGUAUUCAUUUACCUAUUCAUGUAUCAAUAGCAAUGGAUUUCGCUAUCAUUCAAGUGGCAUCAGGAGGUAAGAAGGUUGUCCAGCUCCAAAACAUCUUUCUGAUCGAUGAUGAUAACAAAUACACAAUCCGUGGAACAAAGGAUUUGAUCAAACAAGCUGAUAAUGGCCGCAGUAAAACUCUCCGUGUUUCAAUCAACAAGAAAUUGAUAGCUUGUACUGUUAUAGAAAUAAGUGAUGACAAAGAUUAUUUGUCAAGCAAAAUAAAAAGUCCAAUGCUUGGCCGUGGAAAAAGAUUGAAACCAGUUAAGAGGCUCAACUUCUCGCCUGGAAUGACGAAAGAUAAUCCAGUACCAUCAAGGAAGGUUCUUUCAAAUCGAGAAACGAACCAGGCUAUUGCUCAAAAGAAAAAAAUUAAAAUCGUACAAUCUAAAAAUGUGUCCCAAAGAGAAAGAGUUAUCAUUGAGAGGAUGAGAAAGAAAUUGAAAGAAAAUGUACAAACAACUGAGGUUGAACCUGAUCCUGUUGAACCCAAUCCUGGUGAACCUAAUCCUGUUGAACCCAACCCUGUUAAACCUAUUCAUAAUGAACCCGGUACUUUUACGUCUAUUACAAGCAUUGGAUUACCAGCAGAUGAUGCUUUAUCUAGUGGAACAUCGGGAAAUUCGAAUCAAGAGGAGAAAAAUGAUAUUCUAAUUGAAAAAUUCAAACGGUAAGGAUGUAGCGGUCAAUAAUGCGGAAUUGAUGAAACAACUAGAAAAAUUGCGAAGAGAAAAUAACCUACUGCUCCAAAAAUCAAGAAACCUGAAACGCCAAUCACAGGUGACACGAGCGAAUCAUUCAGAGCAACGACAACAUGAUCAGCAGGAAAAUGACCCACGACAAAAUGAACAAAAUGCAGAAAAAGAUGCCCAGGAUUUUCCACGUGUUGAUGAAAAUUACCAGAUCUCAGUACUGGAUGGAAUAGCUAUUGA
Messenger RNA from Cotesia glomerata, 1233 nucleotides. RefSeq lists its product as uncharacterized. The transcript has 7 exons. Bases 214 to 975 code for a protein of 253 amino acids. Lineage: Eukaryota; Metazoa; Arthropoda; Insecta; Hymenoptera; Braconidae. The record is from RefSeq and is a predicted model, not a curated record.